AGAGGGAACACACGCUCUGCCACACUCAAAUAUACAUGCUCACAAAUCAGGAAAAGACUUUAGUGUGGAGCUGUGGAGUUUUAUACAUGUUAAAUGCGUGAAGGGACAACAGUGGACUGCUGAGAAACACACUGAAGGAAAUGGCUGGAAGCACCUGAAACCUGUUGCACUAAUGCGAAAGGUGAUAUUACUAUUUUGUUAUACACCCUUAUUGUACUCUUAAAAAAGGAUUUUAAUUUUGGACGUCAGAUUUCUUUGCUCUAUUUCCUCCUCGCUUUGUUGGCGUUUUUUUGUGGGAAUCCGCCGGAUUGCGUUCAUCGGAUGCAUCCACCUGCCAUGUGGAAUUUAAAGCAGUUAAGAACGGAAACCGACCCUUAAAAUGUUACUUUGUUACAAAGUAUCUGCGGGAAAUGAACUUUCGACCUUAACACGGUUUGCUCGGUGAAUGAUUGACCACUCAGUCCACGGAUGCGCGUGCUUUUCCACGCCCGUGUUUAGAAUCAUGGACUGUAUGAAUUGCACUCGCGCACUUGGAAGAAAGUGUGCUCGGGAUCUGGAAUGAAACUUCACUGUGAUUUACAGCCUUGUGGACUGUGGACAUGCUGCUGGAGCAAUUAAGGUUUCCUUUUGGGAUUUCUUCUUUCCGAAACGCAGCGAUAAAUUAAAAAAAAAAGAAAGAAAGGAAGGAAGUGGAAAAAAACUUGAGCUGAGAAAAUACUCAAGAAUUGAAAUUCAUAGCUUUCCAGUAUGAGGAAACCUGCAGACCAGCAUCAUUUCACCAUGGAGACCUCAGGGAUACACCUGGUUGGAUUUUGGCUGCAUGUCUUACUGCUGUUUCAACUGUCUGGGCUCGGAGAUUCAGCCUCUAAGGAUAUAGUGUGCGAGCCCAUCACUGUACCCAUGUGCAAAGGGAUCGGAUACAACCACACUUACAUGCCUAACCAGUUCAAUCACGACAACCAGGAUGAAGUUGGCUUAGAAGUGCACCAGUUUUGGCCACUUGUUCGAAUCCGUUGCUCCCCAGACUUGCUUUUCUUCCUGUGCAGUAUGUACACCCCCAUCUGCCUUCAGGACUACAAAAAGCCCCUGCCACCGUGCAGGUCUGUGUGUGAGAGAGCGAAGAGGGGUUGCUCCCCCCUCAUGAUCCAGUAUGGGUUUGAGUGGCCAGAGCGGAUGAGUUGUGAGCAGCUGCCUAUGCUGGGUGACACCGAUCGGCUAUGCAUGGACAGAAACAGCAGUGAAACCACAACUCUAUCACCUCCAUUCCCCAAACCCACUCCCAAGGGAACGCCACGUCACAGAGCCACUGCAAAAUCUGCUCCCCCACAAAAAUGUGAUCGGGAAUGUCAUUGCCGGGGCCCUCUGGUGCCUAUCAAAAAGGAAGCACAUCCUCUUCAUAACCGUGUGAAUACUGGCUCUCUACCUAACUGUGCACUGCCAUGCCACCAACCCUACUUUUCUCAGGAUGAGCGCACCUUCACCACCUUCUGGAUAGGCCUGUGGUCAGUGCUUUGCUUUGUGUCGACGUUCACUACAGUGGCCACUUUCCUCAUCGACAUGGAGCGCUUCAAAUAUCCAGAGCGGCCGAUUAUCUUCCUGGCUGCUUGUUAUCUGUUUGUGUCACUGGGGUACAUUGUGCGACUGCUUGCAGGUCAUGAGCGGGUGGCUUGCGAGGGUGCUGGUGACCAGCAGCACAUUCUCUACGACACCACAGGUCCUGCCCUGUGCACGCUAGUUUUUCUGCUCAUAUACUUCUUCGGAAUGGCCAGCUCCAUCUGGUGGGUGGUGCUCUCCUUCACCUGGUUUCUUGCGGCGGGGAUGAAAUGGGGGAAUGAGGCCAUAGCAGGCUACUCUCAAUACUUCCAUCUUGCGGCUUGGCUCGUCCCUAGCGUGAAGUCUAUCGCAGUCCUGGCUUUGAGCUCAGUUGAUGGAGACCCUGUGGCUGGGAUCUGUUAUGUGGGCAACCAGAACUUGGAGGGCCUACGAGGCUUUGUGUUGGCACCACUGGUCGUCUACCUCUUCACUGGCUCACUCUUCCUCCUGGCUGGCUUCGUUUCACUCUUCCGCAUUCGUAGUGUCAUUAAACAAGGUGGCACUAAGACGGACAAGCUAGAGAAGUUAAUGAUCCGGAUUGGACUUUUCACUGUUCUGUACACUGUACCUGCCACUAUUGUAGUGGCGUGCCUGGUGUAUGAGCAACAUUACAGGCCAAGUUGGGAGCGUGCGCUGGCCUGUUCUUGCCUAUCUGAGCGCCAAAGACUAGGCAUGGGCCCAGACUAUGCCGUCUUCAUGCUCAAGUACUUCAUGUGUCUUGUUGUAGGCAUUACCUCAGGUGUUUGGAUCUGGUCAGGGAAGACUCUUGAGUCCUGGAGGCGCUUUAUUGCACGGUACGUCCCAUGUAGGACCCGGAAGCCACCUGUUUCAGCCUCAUCCAUGUACAGUGAGGCAAGCACAGCUCUCACAGCCCGAGCUGGGACAGCACCCACUGGGACCUAUCACAAAUCAGCACCCUCAUCACACGUCUGAACAUAAUACACAUUAAAAACACCACAGGUGUGCAGGUCAUGACUCUGAAUGAGCAGGUGUCUAUUCACACCGGAUUUGAUGGAUGGCAUGGAUAUAUUAUGAAGGAUUUUAACAGACUAUUCAUUGUUUGGUUUUAGUCAAGCUCUUUUCAUUCACCACUAGUCUAAACUGAAUUAACAAGUUUAUACAUUGUGAGGAUCAUUUGUCUUCUUUGCAAUUGUCGCAAGAAUCUCAGCCAGAGCCUGUGGCUUUAAGAUUAUGAAUGAUGGAGAAAAAAAAACAAUCUGAGAAGAUCAAUACUUAAUAUGAGCCGAGACAAUUUGAGAUGUUUUAUUUAUUUGUAUAUUCUUGUAAAUACGUUAUUAAGGAACGUUGUGAUAUCCAAGAAAAGUUGCUCUGUUGUGUUGUUGGUCAGAAUUUUUCCAAGAUGUCCGUAGGAUGUUUUGAUCCAUAAUUUUUUGAAAAAUACCAUUUUCAGUUAUCUAAUAUACAAAUGUGAUUUAGGAGAGGUAAACAGAUGAUUUCAUGUAUUCCUUGUAAACAAGGACAACACUUAAGGGUAACACUUUAUUUUGAUGGUCCAUUUUGCACAUUUUGUUGACCAAUUACUUUUAAUUUGAGUAUUAGUAGACUGUCUGCUUAAUAUCUGUUGAUACUGCUCCUUCAACAGACAUUUAACUGACUAUAAGAAACUUUGCAAGUACAUGUCAAUUUACACUAACCCUAACAGUCAAUUUAUAAUCUAUUGAGAAUUAGUUGGCAUGUAGAUGCAAUGCGAUUUGAAAUGGGACCAUCAAAAUAAAGUGUGACCUACUUACUGUGCAAAUGGUGUAAUAAUGCAAGAGUAGUUUCCACUUUUUGGGUCACUACAGGCAGUUCUAGACAACUUCAAGUUUUUUUGGGAUCCUUCAACAGCUUUUUAGUAGGUUGUCUGUUUAUGUUUAUCAAAGUUCUUUCUCAUCUGAUAAUGGAUUGUUGGUUAUUAUCUACUGGGCAGUGUUGAAUGAAAGCGUGUUCAUGUAUCAUCUAUAGCAGGGGUCACCAAUCUCGUUCCUGGAGGUCCGGUGCCCUGCAGGGUUUAGCUCCAACUUGCCUCAACACACCUGCCUGGGUGUUUCAAGUAUACCUAGUAGAUCCUUGAUUAGCUUGUUCAGGUGUGUUUGAUUAGGGUUGGAGCUAAAAUCUGCUGCACACCGGACCUCCAGGAACAAGCUUGGUGAUCCCUGAUCUAUAGAGUUGAGUGGAGAGUGUGUAGGUCUAUGAAGUGAGCUUGACUUCCCUCUUGUGGUCAAUGGCUUAACUUUUUCAAGAGUUCAAGCAUUAACCGGCACUGAAUAGUCAUUGCUGUCUAGGGUUUCAAAACAACAUGGAACUAUGUCAGGUCAGUUUUGAAAGACUUUCAUCUCUGUGUCAGUCUUUGGUUAUAACGUACGUCCUUUCACCAUAUUUGUGUUUUCAGUCAGAAAACCAGUGUAGGGUAUGCACUUUGAACAGACAGAAUCUGUAAACCCGUGUUGGUUUUGUAGAUCUGUGUGAAAUCUUUCAGUUAAGGUGUAAAUGUAAGCAUUGUUUGGCUUCUUUUUUUAUACCGUCCACGCUGUUGUAGAAAUAAUCUGAAUGUGUAGUCUUCAAAACGCCUCACAAUGUUGCGGCACGUCUGGUUGUGUGUACAUACUUGUUUGGUUCUACUCAUUUGUAAAUCUUGUAGAAGACAUGUACUUUAAAGAGUCCAGACUGCAACUUUGUACAUAUGUUUUGUAAAAGAGAUGAAAUCCAGUGCUACAAUUUUAAAGAGAUUCUUAGAUAUUUAUGAAAAGUGUCUUUUACAUGUUUCUUUUGUUUCUCUUACUGGUAGAGAAUAAAAGUGAGGAGCAAAUUUGUCAACCUUCAAGUCAAA
Messenger RNA from Danio aesculapii, 4423 nucleotides. RefSeq names its product frizzled class receptor 5 (gene fzd5). Bases 748 to 2526 code for a protein of 592 amino acids. The transcript is spliced from 2 exons. The record is from RefSeq and is a predicted model, not a curated record. Gene Ontology annotation, molecular function: Wnt-protein binding; Wnt receptor activity. Gene Ontology annotation, cellular component: plasma membrane. Lineage: Eukaryota; Metazoa; Chordata; Actinopteri; Cypriniformes; Danionidae. Gene Ontology annotation, biological process: canonical Wnt signaling pathway; non-canonical Wnt signaling pathway.